UGUGACUCAGUGGGGCGGUGCUACAGUUUUAAUAGAAACACCGCAACAUUAUCCCGAACUGAGACAAUAAUAUCUGCAAAAUGAGCUCAUCUGACAUGAAGGUCAUCACUGUAAUAGGCAGUGGGCUGAUAGGCCGCUCCUGGGCUAUGGUGUUUGCCAGUGGAGGCUACAGUGUGAAGAUCUAUGACAACCAACCUGGACAGGCUGCUAAGGCCAUCACAGAGAUCAGGAAGCAGCUGGAGGAGCUGGAGGAAGCCCACAUGCUCAGAGGAGAGCUGAGUGCCACACGGCAGCUUGCUCUGCUCAGCAGUUACGAUGACCUGGCUCAGGCACUGGAGGGAGCCUUCUUUGUCCAGGAGUGUGUGUUCGAGCAGCUUGAGGUCAAGCAGAGCGUCUUCCAGGACAUAGAGUGUGUUGUGGGAAAGGACGUCAUCCUGAGCAGCUCCACCUCCUGCCUGGUGCCGAGCAACGUCUUCUCCAAGGUCCAGAACAGGAGCCGCUGCCUCGUCUCCCAUCCGGUGAAUCCACCCUACUAUGUCAAACUGGUGGAGCUGGUACCUCACCCAGAGACAGCAGCGCAUGUUAUGGACACCACCCAUGCUGUAAUGACCAAGGUCGGACAAGCUCCCGUCCGCCUGAAGAGAGAGAUCGAUGGCUUUGCCCUCAACAGAGUCCAGGCGGCCAUUAUCGCAGAGUCCUGGAGGCUGGUCCAGGAUGGCGUUAUCUCAGUCAAGGACAUCGACCUGGUGAUGUCAGAGGGGCUAGGAAUGCGUUACGCCUUCAUCGGUCCCAUGGAAACGAUGCACCUCAAUGCGCCUGAAGGUUUGGAAGACUAUAUGAAACGGUACGGAGUGGGCAUAACGAGAGUCCUGACCUCCUUUGGGCCUGUACCAGACUUCUUCGGUGAGGGAGCCAAGAGCAUCGUUAAUGAGAUGGAUGAGCUGAUUCCCAGCGAGCAGCAGCAUCUGUCGGCCAGGAGGGAGAGGAGGGACCAGCUCCUCAUGGGUCUAGCUAAGCUGAAGAAGGACCACUGAGAUGUGUUCAGGGCCCAAACUCAAGAAAACGAAUGAUUACAACUGCGACAACUGUGAACAGAAAUCCUUAAAAUAUGACCUUAAGCGUGAAAGAAAAUUAAAUAAUGAAGUUUUA
This is a messenger RNA of Seriola dumerili (greater amberjack), 1149 nucleotides long. It is a transcript of the gene cryl1, whose product is annotated as crystallin lambda 1. The transcript has 9 exons. NCBI's taxonomy places the organism in Eukaryota, Metazoa, Chordata, Actinopteri, Carangiformes, Carangidae. The record is from RefSeq and is a predicted model, not a curated record. Gene Ontology annotation, biological process: fatty acid metabolic process. Gene Ontology annotation, molecular function: L-gulonate 3-dehydrogenase activity; NAD+ binding. The coding region runs from base 81 to 1034 and encodes 317 amino acids.